Alternaria alternata is the source of this 159-nucleotide messenger RNA. RefSeq lists its product as hypothetical. Lineage: Eukaryota; Fungi; Ascomycota; Dothideomycetes; Pleosporales; Pleosporaceae. Gene Ontology annotation, molecular function: DNA-binding transcription factor activity, RNA polymerase II-specific; RNA polymerase II cis-regulatory region sequence-specific DNA binding. The annotation marks the transcript as partial. The transcript has a single exon. The record is from RefSeq and is a predicted model, not a curated record. Gene Ontology annotation, biological process: regulation of transcription by RNA polymerase II. Gene Ontology annotation, cellular component: PcG protein complex; transcription regulator complex.
UGCAACAAGAGCUUCUACCAGAAGACGCAUCUUGACAUCCAUAUACGCGCCCAUGCCGGUGAUAAGCCAUUUCCUUGCAAAGCACCUAGAUGUGGCCAGUCCUUCUCGCAUCUGAAUAACCUCAAGUUACAUGAAAGGCGUCACAACGAAGAGCGAUUA